AUGGCUCUACAAGCUGGUGUCAUGUCAAUCACCGUGGAGCAUGCCAAGGAUUUGAAGUCCGGAGACUGGUUUGGCAAGCAGGACCCUUACUGCAUCCUCAGAGUGGGCUGCCAGCAGUUCCGCACCCAGACAGCUAAAGACGGCGGCCGCAACCCAGUCUGGCACGAAACCUUCCAAAUCGCCCUGAUGGACGAGAACCACGUCAACAUGGACGUCAAGGACCAGGAUGUUGGGCGUGAUGACCUGCUGGGCACCGCGUCCUUUUCCCUGGCCCGUGCGCGUCAGAAAGGCAGCGACCGGCAAGAGGUGGCAGUAUUCAGCAAAAAGAGCCGCAAACAGCACGGAUACGUCCUCGUGACGCUGAAGUGGGCUCCCCACGGGGCACAAGCAGGUAGCGCACAGCCGCAGGUGCAGGUGCAGAUGCAGGCUCAAUCAUGCCUACAACCGCAACAUCAAUCAAAUCCUUACGGGGAUGCCGUAGAGUACGGUACGCAGCCGCUGCAACAGCAGCUGCUGCUGCCUUCCGUACCGCUCAGCGGCAUGGAGAUACCGGUGUCUGAGGACUCACUGGCAGAGGCAGGGUAUUACUGCUCGGCGGCGGCGGCUGCAGCGGCGGCCGGCGUUGCCGCAGCUCCGCCCCGUACAUAUGGCGGCUACCCCUCUUGUGUGCCGCACUUGGUGGGCCAGGUGCCGCCAUCGGCAAUGUACCAACCAGCUCUGGUCACGCCAUCCAUCUACUAUCACCAGUAA
Messenger RNA from Volvox carteri f. nagariensis, 750 nucleotides. RefSeq lists its product as uncharacterized. The coding region runs from base 1 to 750 and encodes 249 amino acids. The record is from RefSeq and is a predicted model, not a curated record. The transcript is spliced from 3 exons. NCBI's taxonomy places the organism in Eukaryota, Viridiplantae, Chlorophyta, Chlorophyceae, Chlamydomonadales, Volvocaceae.